This is a messenger RNA of Marchantia polymorpha subsp. ruderalis, 2975 nucleotides long. Lineage: Eukaryota; Viridiplantae; Streptophyta; Marchantiopsida; Marchantiales; Marchantiaceae. The record is from the annotation of a GenBank genome assembly.
AUGCAUGGCCCGGGCGGGAGGUCGGGGUGCGGCUACCGCUUUCGAGUAAAUUUGGAUCCGUUCAUGGCCUCGGGGCACCGCGAAUUCGCUCCGUCCCGGGCAACCGAAUCAUCCGGGCCGCAGCUUCUAAGCCGAGAGUCGAGCCUCGUGAGCGUCCGGCAGUGCACCAAUUGUCCCCACUGCCUGCGCUGCCAUCAAUCGGGAGAUUCUGCACGUAUGCCUCGAAAUUAAGUAAUUCUAUCUCGCAGAGGAGGGGUAGUUUAAAGCGCGAGCAUUCCCGGAGCAGGUAUAGCUAUCAGUUCUGCAGCUUGCAGGGCAGAGCAGAGCAGAGCAGAGCGCAAACAGAGUAGCAUUUGAGCUUCGGAGGAGCUUGACUGUCGUCCUCACGGCCAAUGGUUUGCACAGCCGCUGCUGCUGCUGCUGCACCGGAGAAAUUCCAUAGCUGUCGAGGAUUUUGAGCUGUGCCCCCGAUUCCGAGUCACCACAGGCUUAACGUCAAGAAUUGAGUCGUGUCUUGCUCGCGAGCUCGCUAAAGAGAUAGAAAGACAGACGAACAGACAGAGACGAGUGCGAAGAUGAUGAUCCAAUCGGUAGGACGCAUUCAGGCUCCGGCGCAAUUGCAAAAAUGCUCCGUCUCCGGGAGCAAGAGCGCUUCAUUCUCGCAAUUCUCGGGCCUUAAGAUUGCAGCGCCGGGCAAAUUGACGAAGAGCUCAUUGACAGCGGCGUCGCCGUCGGCCGGCAAGAGCGCGGCCCCCGUGUCACAGAGGAUCGUGGCGCAGGGCGCAGCAACCGAGGAGGCGGCAACGGUGACCGAGGACGUGAGCCGGCUCACGCCCAGAGUGGAAAUCGUGGACGGGUACUGGAGGCUGAAGCCGGAAUUUCGCACGAGCAUCAACCCCGCGGAGAAAACGAAGCUCGAGGACGAGCCCAUGAAGCUGUGGACCGAGAGGAGGAUCGAGGAGCUUGCUCGCACCCCAUUUGCCGAAAUUGAUUCUUCCAAGCAGGGAAAGGAUGAUGUCGACGUCCGACUCAAAUGGCUCGGCCUCUUCCACAGGCGCAAGCACCAGUACGGCCGAUUCAUGAUGCGCCUCAAGCUGCCCAACGGCGUCACGACGAGCGAGCAGACGCGCUUCCUCGCCAGCGUCAUCGAGAAGUAUGGCGCCGAGGGCUGCGCCGACGUGACGACGCGGCAGAACUGGCAGAUUCGGGGCGUGCUGCUGGAGGACGUCCCGGCGCUGAUGGACGGGCUGACUCGCGUGGGCCUGACCAGCAUCCAGAGCGGCAUGGACAACGUCCGCAACGCAGUCGGCAACCCCAUCGCGGGCAUCGACCCGCACGAGAUCAUCGACACCAGGCCCGCGGUCAUGGCCCUCAACGACUACAUCGUCAACCGCGGCAAGGGCAACCUGUCCAUCACGAACCUACCGCGUAAGUGGAACGUGUGCGUGAUCGGCACCCACGAUCUCUUCGAGCACCCGCACAUCAAUGACCUCGCGUACAUACCCGCGCUCAAGGACGGGCGCAUGGGCUUCAAUCUGCUGGUGGGCGGGUUCUUCAGCUCCAAGCGCGACGCCGAGGCCAUCCCGCUCGACGCCUGGGUGUCGGAGGCCGACGUCGUGCCGCUCUGCAAGGCCAUGCUCGAGGCGUUCCGCGACCUGGGGUCGCGCGGCAACAGGCAGAAGUGCCGAAUGAUGUGGCUCAUCGACGAGCUCGGCAUCGAGGCCUUCCGCGCCGAGGUCGAGAAGCGCCUGCCGUCGCAGAAGCUGGAACGCGCCGCCGAGUCCGACCUCCUGGACACGACCUGGAAGCGCCGCGACUUGUUGGGAGUCCACCCGCAGAAGCAGCCGGGGCUUUCCUUCGUGGGGAUCCAUGUCCCCGUGGGCCGGCUGCAGGCCGCUGACAUGUUCGAGUUCGCGCGCAUCGCCGAUCAGUAUGGGUCCGGCGAGCUGCGCCUCACCGUCGAGCAGAACAUCAUCGUGCCCAAUGUGCCCGACGCCAAAGUGUCGCAGCUGCUGCAGGAGCCACUUGUCACCCGGUUCGGCGCCCAGCCUACGCCUCUCGUGACCAAUCUCGUGUCGUGCACGGGCAAGCAGUUCUGCGGAAUGGCCAUCAUCGAGACCAAGAAUCGGGCUCUGGCCAUCACCCAGGAGCUGGAAGCGAGCAUGAAUUUCACUAAGCCCGUGCGCAUGCACUGGACGGGAUGCCCGAAUUCCUGCGCCCAGGUGCAGGUGGCCGACAUCGGGUUCAUGGGGACCAUGGCCAGGGACGAGAACAACAAGCCUACGGAUGGCGUGGACAUUUUUCUCGGAGGCAAGGUCGGAGCCGAGUCGCACCUCGGGACCAAAGUUCGCACUUCUGUACCUAUCAAGGACUUGAUUCCGGUCGUGCAAGAAAUUCUGAUCGAGCGCUUCGGGGCGACUCUCAAGGCUUAGAAAACUGAUCGAGCUAGAAAAUUGACAGACGCGAAGUCCGAAUCGAUCGUGUCUUGUACAUCCAAUUUUGUUUAUCACUGCUGUACAGCUAUAGUUUCAUCUCCCCACCCUGCCCUUCCUUAUUGACAGUUGCGAAAUCGGAAAAGCUUCUGGCAUGUCAGCACCUGAUUCGACCGUAGGAGCUCUGAGCCGAGACCUCUUCUCAGCUCUGUUGUGCUGAUCGAGUGAGAGAGAAUGCGAGCGAGAAAGAAGACAGAGAGAGUAGUAUUCAUUCCUUCCCAAUGACCACUUGAAAGUGAUUUGCAGAGCUGACGAAUAGCCGCUAAAUGCAUUGCCGUUUCGAUCGUGAAGGCUUUGAGGUCAUGUAAGAUAGAAGAAAGUCUGAUAGAUGGUGAUUUGCCAGAGGAGCUUGAAGUGUUAAAAAGCGGCAUUUGGAGACAGAAGGACAGGCUGGUCCCGAUGUCAAGUGCUGAGGGUACGAAGCCACAUCCUCAUUAUUUUACAUAUAUAUUGAAUAAAGGGUUGGACGGCAGAAAUUACUUC